AUGUCGAAUCCCCAAGACUACACGGUUGGCUGGAUAUGCGCCAUAAGUACCGAAUACGUUGCCGCGCGUGCUUUCCUCGACAAGGUACACGACCAAGCCGAAUCUGUGUCUCCUCACGAUGAUAAUAUAUACACACUGGGCGAAGUCGGAAAACACAAUGUGGUCAUCGCGACGUUGCCUGACGGCGAAUAUGGAAUAGCCGCAGCAGCAAGCGUCGCGGGAGAUAUGCUGAACAGCUUCCCAAAUAUCAGAUUCGGUCUGAUGGUCGGAAUUGGCGGUGGCGCGCCGAAUGAAAAGCAUGACAUUCGUCUGGGCGAUGUUGUCGUCAGUGCACCUCGCGAUGGAAAGGGUGGCGUGUUGCAGUAUGACUUUGGCAAAUCCAUCCAAGGUCAGGAAUUUCAUAUGACAGGAUUUCUCAAUCAGCCUCCCAGACUCUUGCGAGCGGCCAUGAGCGGCCUCAAAGCCAAAUAUGAGGAGCAAGGUCAUCAGCUCAAUGAUGCUAUCCACAAGGUUAUGGAGACUAGACCAAGAUUGCGGAAGAAUUACGAACGGCCGGACCAAAACAACGACAGGUUAUAUCAAAGCAGAUUCGUACAUCCUGUAGACGAUACAUUAGCCUGUGCGGCUGCUUGUGGUGAUGACCAGUCGAACCUUAUUUUGCGACCUGAAAGAGCCGAAGACGAAGACAACCCGGCCAUUCACUAUGGUCUAAUUGCCUCCGCAAACCAGUUAAUGAAAGACGCUUUGGUCCGGGACAAGCUGGCAGCGGAGAAGAACGUCUUAUGUUUUGAGAUGGAGGCCGCGGGGUUAAUGAACCGCUUUCCCUGCCUUGUUAUUCGGGGUAUAUGUGACUACUCAGACUCGCACAAGAACAAGAAAUGGCAGGGCUAUGCAGCAAUGACAGCGGCUGCCUAUGCGAAAGACUUGUUACUUGAGAUACCCCCUAAGAGAGUCCAGGAGGAAACAAAAAUCAGCGGCAUUCUCUCGGAUAUGACGGCCAUCCAAAAAGAUACCUCGGAACGCCUUCGCCAUGUGCAACAAGAUAUAAACCUUGCUAGGCUGCAGCCCGUUGAAGCCGCGGCGUAUGAUUCCCAUCACAACGAGCAUGAGCCGCGGUGCCAUCCCGACACUAGAGUCGAUCUCCUCCGCCAGAUCAACAAAUGGGUCGAUGAGCCAUGCGGCAAAUCCAUAUACUGGCUCCAGGGCAUGGCUGGCACUGGGAAGUCUACCAUAGCCCGCACUGUAGCCUAUGAUCUCGACAAGAGAGGGUCACUCGGAGCCAGCUUCUUCUUCAAGAGGGGUGAGGGGGACCGUGGUAAAGGAGCACGAUUUUUUCCUACCGUCGUCGCCCAACUAGUCCAUAAUUGUCCGGGCUUAACCGAGCGCGUUCGAAAUGCAAUCGAUACUAACCACUCCAUUGCUGAGAAGGCUAUACAUGAGCAGUUCAAGAAGCUUAUUCUACACCCGCUGAAGGAUGCCCGAUUAGAGCCGACGACGAAGAUAGUUGUGGUUGAUGCUCUUGAUGAGUGUGACUGUGAGGAGGAUGCUCAGACCAUUAUUGGCCUCUUGCCGCAGCUGAAGCUCUUAAAAACAGCCCGCGUAAAGUUCUUCGUGACAAGUCGACCGGAGUUCCCAAUUCGCUACCAAUUCAACACAAUCAGCGGCCAGUACCAAGAUCUGGUUCUACAAGACGUUCCAGAGUUGAUUAUUGAAGAUGAUAUUUCCAAGUUCUUAGCCCAUAAGCUAGCAAAAAUACGAGACGACUUCAGUAAGACAACCUGCCAGCUUCCUUCAGCUUGGCCUGGACAAACAAAGCUCCAGAAGCUGGUCAAGAUGGCCAUUCCGCUCUUCGUCUUUGCGGCGACGUCUUGUCGAUUUAUCGAAGAUAAAAGAUACGGCGGGGGUGGACCGGACGGAAGGCUGGAGCAGAUCAUUCAACAUCAGGUCAGGGGACAGAGAAGCACGAUUUACGAGAUGUAUCAUCUCGUUCUUAGCAAGUCAGUGAGAGAAGAGACAGUUGACGAGUUCCGAGAUAUUAUCGGCUCAAUUGCCAUCCUUGGCACCCCUCUCUCGAGCUCUGCUCUUGCGUGCCUCCUUGAAAUCCCGAAGAUAACUGUUGACGAGAGGUUGGAGAUGCUUCACUCCGUCCUCAGCAUCCCUACCGACCAGGACGCGCCGAUACGACUACUGCAUCUGUCAUUCCGAGACUACCUUGUAAAUCCUGAAAACCACAAAUCAGACCCAUUCUGGAUUGACGAAAAAGAGUCCCACGGAUUGCUGGUGACUAGGUGUCUUGAUCUUCUGAUGAACGGUUCUCUGAAGAGAGACAUCUGUGGUCUAGAAAUGCCUGGAAAGCUGCGUAAGGACGUCAACAGUGAAGCAAUCAAUAGAUAUCUACCAGCAGAAGGUCAAUAUGCGUGCCUAUACUGGGUGCACCACUUAAAAAGCAGUAGCAUCAGGCUUCACGACGGGCACCAAGCGUUCCAAUUUCUAGGAGACUAUUUUCUCUACUGGCUUGAAGCAUUGAGUCUUAUCGGGAGGCUAUUCGAUGCUAUCGGGCUCGUUGAGGAGUUGCAGAGCUUGGUCAAUCUUCAUAAUGGCGCCAAAGUCUCACUAUUUCUCCACGACGCCAAGCGUUUUAUCCUCAACUGUAGCUCUAUAAUAGGCCAGGCACCCCUCCAGCUCUAUUCCUCGGCGAUCGUCUUUGCUCCAGACAAAAGUAUUAUUCGAGAGAAAUUUAAAAACUAUGUUAGUUGGAUAACGACAAAUCCAAUUGUGGAAGAUUGGGACGCUUGCCUGCAGACGCUCGAGGGUCACAGUGACGUGGUAAACUCGGUAGCCUUCUCGCACGACUCGCAGCUCGUGGCGUCGAGCUCUAACGACCAGACGAUAUGGAUCUGGCGCGCGGACACAAGCGAGUGCACGCGAACGCUUAACGGCCACAGCGACGUGCUCGUGGCAUUGAGCUCUUACGACAAGACGAUACAGAUCUGGCGCGCGGACACGAGCGAGUGCACACGGACGCUCGAGGGCCAUAGCGGCCUGGUAAGCUUGACGGCCUUCUCGCACGACUUGCAGCUCGUAGCAUUGAGCUCUUACGAUAAGACGAUACGGAUCUGGCGCGCGGACACGGGCGAGUGCACACGGACGCUCGAGGGCCACAGCGGCCUGGUGUGCUCGACAACUUUCUCGCACGACUCGCAGCUUGUGGCAUUAAGCUCUUACGACCAGACGAUACAGAUCUGGCGCGCGGACACGGGCGAGUGCACGCGAACGCUUAAGGGCCAUAGCAGCUGGGUGUGCUCGACAACCUUCUCGCACGACUUGCAGCUUGUGGCAUUGAGCUCUUACGACAAGACGAUACGGAUCUGGCGCGCGGACACGGGCGAGUGCACACGAACGCUCGAGGGCCACAGCGGCGGGGUGUGGUUGGUGGCCUUCUCGCACGACUUGCAGGUUGUGGCGUCGAGCUCCGACGACAAGACAAUAUGGAUCUGGCGUGCGGACACGAGCGAGUGCACGCGAACGCUUAAGGGCCACAGCGACUUGGUAUUCUUGACAGCCUUCUUGCAUAACUUGCAGCUCGUGGCGUCGAGCUCUAACGACCAGACGAUACAGAUCUGGCGCGCGGACAUGGGCGAGUGCACGCAGACGCUCGAGGGCCACAGCAACGGGGUGACCUUAGUGGCCUUCUCGCACGACUUGCAGCUCAUGGUAUUGAGCUCUUACGACGAGACGGUACGGAUCUGGCGUGCGGACACGGGCGAGUGCACACGGACGCUCUGGGGCCACAGCGACUUGGUAUACUCGGUAGCCUUCUCGCACAACUCGCAGCUCAUAGCGUUAGGCUCUUGCGAUAAGACGGUACGGAUCUGGUGCGCGGACACGGGCGAGUGCACACGGACGCUCGAGGGCCACAUUAGCAGGGUGUGGUUGGUAGCCUUCUCGCACGACUUGCAGCUCGUGGCGUCGAGCUCCGACGACAACACAAUACGGAUCUGGCGUGCGGACACGGGCGAGUGCACCCAGACUAUUGAUAUAGGACUGUCUGCGAGCAUCUUGUCAUUUGACCCAGCUAAUAAUCGUUUACUAACUUCUAAUGGUGCUUUUACUAUACUCGGCAUGCCCUCAGGAUUCAAUUCUACGGAUACUCCAGGACCUCGUGUCGGUGGCCUCGCGCGCCACACUGGCUAUGGCAUCAGCCUGGGUAAACCCUGGGUGACGUUUAAUGGAGAAAACAUCCUUUGGCUACCAAUGGAUUUUCGUCCUACUUGCUCAGCUGUAUCAGAAUCAACCGUCGUUAUUGGAUGCAACUCGGGGAGAGUCUUGGUGCUUGACCUCUCCAAUCGUGGAAACUAA
Messenger RNA from Pochonia chlamydosporia 170, 4359 nucleotides. Its product is annotated as vegetative incompatibility protein HET-E-1. The record is from RefSeq and is a predicted model, not a curated record. NCBI's taxonomy places the organism in Eukaryota, Fungi, Ascomycota, Sordariomycetes, Hypocreales, Clavicipitaceae. Gene Ontology annotation, biological process: nucleoside metabolic process. The transcript is spliced from 4 exons. Gene Ontology annotation, molecular function: protein binding; catalytic activity. The coding region runs from base 1 to 4359 and encodes 1452 amino acids.